Messenger RNA from Cynoglossus semilaevis (tongue sole), 1969 nucleotides. It is a transcript of the gene ora6, whose product is annotated as olfactory receptor class A related 6. Lineage: Eukaryota; Metazoa; Chordata; Actinopteri; Pleuronectiformes; Cynoglossidae. The record is from RefSeq and is a predicted model, not a curated record. Gene Ontology annotation, cellular component: neuron projection; plasma membrane. Gene Ontology annotation, biological process: neuropeptide signaling pathway; cellular response to estradiol stimulus; cellular response to glucocorticoid stimulus. Gene Ontology annotation, molecular function: neuropeptide binding; somatostatin receptor activity.
AAUCGACCAGGUUUAUAAUAUUUUACAGUUUAUUUAACUCUUAUAGUCAGAAUUGUCUGAACAAAAUUGCCAUAUGAACAGAAGAGAGAGGUGUUACAUUAGAUAUAUGAAAAUGCAGUAUAGACACACACACGUGCACAGUUAUUACUUUUGCAAUAAUAUGCACAGCUUCUGAAAGAUUAAUAGGUUGACCUGUGAAAGAAAAGGAAGGAGUGAAAUUUUGGUCAUGCUGCUUAAACCACAAAAUGGGAAUAAAUGAGGUGGCGAACGAGCAUUCAAAGGUGUCUCACCUCUCACAGGAAUAUUGCACUCAGUUAUGUCAGCCAGUGGAAAAACAUGUUGUUCCUUUAAGUCAGACACAGCGCUGGUCUCAAGAUGAGGCUCUGAAAAGCUCAAAGGUAAAAGUGAAAUGACUCACACUCAUUUUUCCUCUGUCUAUAAUGAGCUCAGUCUAUCACCCAAUCCACUCUCCUGUCAUCUUUGAGAACUUAACAGACAAAUCACAACCCCCUGACCUCAGACAACUAUCGACUGUUUAGUGCCAUCUGGCCAACUUACAACAAUGAGGAAUUCAACAGUUGAAAUCGUGGCCUCGAGGAUCUUUAUUUCUUGCAUUGGACUUGUAGGUAAUGUAAUCCUCAUCAUGUCCAUCAUUCAGACCAAGUUCUCACGGGUGAAGUCCUUUGAGUUUUUCCUGAUUGGAUUGGCAAGUGCAAACUUGGAGGAAAUUGUCAUCAUGAACAUCUACGACAUUGUUAUUCUCGACGCUGUUUUCUCAGCAACAGGCUCUUGGUCGUGUCGUGCACUCAAGUUCCUGACUCUUUUUGGGGAAGUGUGCAGCAUCUUUUUCACUGUCCUGAUCAGCAUCUUCCGCUACCAGAAGCUGAGAGAUGCCAGUAAAAGGGUCAGUCUCCCAAUCUGCUUGGACAGUAUCAGGUCUGCCUGGAUGGUGAGUGGCAUUUGUGUGGUUCUCUCCAUUCUCUUCAGUCUCCCUGUUUUCCUCAUUAACCUGGAUGGACCUGGGGACACAGCCGCAAACAGCAGUAACUGCCCGCCAGACUUCUUUCGAUGCAGUAGAAAUGAUUGUCCCACUCUUAACCGCUCGUUCAAAUAUGGAUUCAUCAUGAUAUGCAACCUGCUGCCUCUAAUCAUCGUCACACUCACCGGCUGUCUCAUCCUCAGAGUGGUGCUGAAACAGAGGAGGAGGAGUAUAGUGGCAAACGGGAGUGGCUCUGUCCCGUCCAGUAAGAAGGGUAAAGGACCAGGGCUUCAGAGAAGUGUGAUAGCUGUACUGGCUGCUACGGGGUUGUUCCAGAUAGACUGGACUCUAUACCUGAUCUUCCAGCUUACUUUUAGUCCUGCUGACUUUCCAUUUUGGGCUGAAAUUGAGUUCUUUAUCUCUAUAUUCUACACAUCCAUUAGUCCAUAUGUGUACGGAAUAGGAAAUAACCUUUUCUCAAUCAGAAACUUUAUCAAGAAAUAAUGUUGGGCUUUCUACGAAUGGGCAGAGAAAAAAGCUUUAAUGAACAAGAAUAGCAGGAAUUUAGAGACUAGGCUUCAACAAUGAAAAGCAAUUUAGAUUAUCUUGUUGUUAUUCAGCAAUUGAACUGCAGUGGCUGUAUGAAACAUUAAAAGACUUUGUGAGCUUGAAAAACAAUGUUGUCAACAACUUUGGAAAGAGAGGGACAAGUGAGGUCAAUGUGGUUUAAUAAGUGUAAUGUAAAUUAAACCACGCCAGUUGUAAAAACUCCUUGCUUCGGUCUGACAACCACAAACUCAGAACAUCUUAGUUUUUAUUGGAUCUUAACUUCUUACUGCACUGCAAAGUCUGAAGAGUAUGAAGAGAAAUUCUGCUCCUCUCAGUCUCAGACCCAACUGUGCCAUCCUCUUCGGAGCAGAUGUGCUAUUCAUUCAACACUGAUGUGCUGAGUCAUUGGCAUCCAGCGAACUGAGCUUCACAGGAUGUCAG